GGUUGAGGCUGCACUUCCCUGUGCUGGUGCGAGGCCUCACGGCGCAGUCAGCAGCUAAGGCCCAGCUGGGGCUGGGGCACAGCUACUCCCGGGCCAAGGUCAAGUUCAACGUGAACCGCGUGGACAACAUGAUCAUCCAGUCCAUCAGCCUCCUGGACCAGCUGGACAAGGAUAUCAACACCUUCUCCAUGCGCGUGCGAGAGUGGUAUGGGUACCACUUCCCUGAGUUGAUCAAGAUUGUCCCCGAGAACUCCAUGUACUGCCGAGUGGCCAAGUUUAUCGGGAACCGGCGGGAGCUGAGCCAGGACAGCCUGGAGGGCCUGGAGGAGAUCGUCAUGGACAGCGCCAAGGCCCAGGCCAUCCUCGAGGCCUCACGCUCAUCCAUGGGGAUGGACAUCUCCCCCCUGGAUCUCAUCAACAUCGAGAGCUUCUCCCGCCGCGUUAUCUCGCUGUCAGAGUACCGUAAGGGGCUGCAGGAGUAUCUGCGCUCCAAGAUGAGCCAGGUGGCACCCAGCCUCUCGGCCCUCAUCGGGGAGGUGGUGGGUGCUCGCCUGAUCUCCCACGCCGGCAGCCUGACCAACCUGGCCAAGUACCCUGCGUCCACGGUGCAGAUCCUGGGGGCCGAGAAGGCUCUCUUCGGGGCUCUGAAGACGCGAGGGAACACCCCCAAGUAUGGACUAAUUUUCCACUCCACGUUCAUUGGGCGAGCAGCUGCCAAGAACAAGGGUCGCAUCUCGCGCUACCUCGCCAACAAGUGCACCAUCGCCUCCCGCAUCGACUGCUUCUCGGAGAUCCCCACCAGUGUGUUCGGGGACAAGCUGCGGGAGCAGGUGGAGGAGCGUUUGGCCUUCUACGAGACCGGGGAGCCCCCCAGGAAGAACCUGGACGUGAUGAAGGAGGCUGUGGUGGAGGCCAACGAGGUGGUGGCUGAGGUGAAGAGGAGACAGGAGAAGAAAGAGAAGAAGAGGAAGAAGCGGGAGAAGCGGCGGCUGGAGGCACUGGCAGCAGCUGCUGAGGAAGCAGAGGAGAACUCUGUGAUGGAGACAGAGGAGAAUGAUGUGGUCAAGAAAAAGAAGAAGAAAAAGAAGCAGCAGCAGGAGGAGUUGGAGGCAGAGGCUGAGCCUGAGGAGAAUGGGCUAGAGGAGGAGGAGGAAGAAGAGCCUUUGCCCAAGAAGAAAAGGAAAAUUGAGGCUGUCCCCUCCUGCCUGUGCGGUGUAGGGGGACAGGACCUGCCCCAAUAA
Molecule: messenger RNA, 1241 nt
Organism: Acanthisitta chloris (rifleman)
Lineage: Eukaryota; Metazoa; Chordata; Aves; Passeriformes; Acanthisittidae
Gene: NOP56
Product: NOP56 ribonucleoprotein
Exons: 9
Cellular component (GO): box C/D methylation guide snoRNP complex; small-subunit processome
Molecular function (GO): snoRNA binding
Source: RefSeq, a predicted model, not a curated record